This is a messenger RNA of Trichobilharzia regenti, 514 nucleotides long. The record is from the annotation of a GenBank genome assembly. Lineage: Eukaryota; Metazoa; Platyhelminthes; Trematoda; Strigeidida; Schistosomatidae.
CGGAUUUUCAACUCCAAUGUAAAGUCAGUGCUACUCACCAUACCGAUCAGAGACUUGGCGAGUCAUAAAGAGCAUCUCAAACAAACUUCAAACCUUCAUUAACAGCUGUCUUCGCUCAAUACUUAAGAUCAGAUGGCCGAUCAGAAAAGAUCAGCAACAGGGAUCUCUGGGAGCGAAUCAACACAGCAGGAACCGAUCGUGAAACAAAUAUGCAGGAAGAAAUGGAGAUGGAUUGGCCAUACUCUGAGGAAACCAGCAAGUGACAUCACUAGACAAGCCAUUGCGCGAGUGGAACCCGGAAGGGAGGCAGCGAGUUGGUCGUCCAAGGGUGACUUGGAGGAGGUCAUGCGAGGAGGAGAUGAAAGCAUGUGGACAGACGUGGAGCAGGGUGAAAAAGUUGUCAGGAAACCGAAGUCAAUGGAGGUGCGCAGCUGAAGCCCUAUGUUCCUCUAGGAAUUAAAGGAUACAAUAAUAAUAAUAAUACACAUAAGAUUAAUAAGCAUAUUUAGUAAAG